UAGCCUCUCAAGGAGUGUGCACAUGCUCAGUAGCAAAAUGGGCCCUUUUUUGAUGCUGGGCUCGUUUUCAUAAUUCAGCGGCGGAUCUCCGGUGUUGCUUCGUUUCUCUUCCCAAACGUGCUGGUGAAUUUCGCUUUGGUCAUGUCACCUUUGGCCAAUCACUUCUGGCUAUAAUCCCGGAGAGGCAGGGGAGGCUGGGCCAUCCCGGCGUCUCUUUUCCUGCUAGCGGUCAACUUUCAUCCUGGGCUUCAAGUCCCCACGAUGAAGUUUUUCUUGGCAAUUGUUGUGGUUGCUUUUUUCUUAUAUAUUGGGGAAGUCUGUUCCAAAGAGAAAUCUUCAAAGAAAGGAAAAGGGAAAAAGAAGCAAUAUCUCUGUCCUUCACAGCAAUCAGCUGAAGACCUUGCAAGAGUACCAGCUAAUUCUACAAGUAACAUCUUAAAUAGACUUCUGGUUAGUUAUGAUCCCAGGAUAAGACCAAAUUUCAAAGGAAUUCCAGUGGAUGUAGCAGUGAAUAUUUUCAUUAACAGUUUUGGAUCAAUACAAGAAACAACUAUGGAUUACCGAGUUAACAUCUUCUUAAGACAGAAAUGGAAUGAUCCUCGGCUUAAGUUGCCCACUGAUUGGAAAGGAUCUGAAUCACUAACAGUGGACCCUACCAUGUUUAAAUGUCUGUGGAAGCCUGAUCUGUUCUUUGCAAAUGAAAAGAAUGCUAACUUCCAUGAUGUCACUCAAGAAAAUAUUCUCCUAUUUAUAUUCCGUGAUGGAGAUGUCCUAGUCAGCAUGAGAUUAUCUGUUACUCUCUCAUGCCCAUUGGAUUUAACUUUGUUUCCUAUGGAUACACAGCGUUGCAAAAUGCAAUUGGAGAGCUUUGGUUACACUACUGAUGAUUUACGAUUUAUCUGGCAAUCUGGUGAUCCUGUUCAACUGGAGAAAAUUGCUUUGCCCCAGUUUGAUAUUAAAAAAGAAGAUAUUGAAUAUGGCAACUGUACCAAAUACUACAAAGGGACUGGCUAUUACACAUGUGUAGAAGUGAUCUUCACUCUGAGAAGACAAGUUGGCUUUUACAUGAUGGGUGUCUAUGCUCCUACACUGCUAAUUGUUGUGCUUUCAUGGUUAUCAUUCUGGAUAAAUCCUGAUGCAAGUGCUGCAAGAGUACCAUUGGGCAUUUUUUCAGUGCUCAACUUGGCAUCAGAAUGUACUACCCUUGCUGCUGAACUCCCCAAAGUGUCUUACGUGAAGGCCUUAGAUGUAUGGCUGAUUGCAUGCCUUCUAUUUGGAUUUGCUUCAUUGGUUGAGUAUGCAGUGGUCCAAGUCAUGCUGAACAAUCCAAAACGAAUUGAAGCUGAAAAAGCAAGGAUUGCUAAGGCAGAGCAAGCAGAAGGGAAAGGUGGAAAUGUUGCCAAAAAGAAUACUGUGAAUGGCACAGGUACCCCAGUGCACAUCAGUACUUUACAGGUUGGGGAGACUCGAUGCAAAAAAGUUUGUACCUCCAAGUCUGAUCUGAGAUCCAAUGAUUUCAGCAUUGUUGGAAGCUUGCCAAGAGAUUUUGAAUUGUCAAAUUAUGACUGUUAUGGAAAACCCAUUGAAGUCAACAAUGGUCUUGGGAAGUCUCAGACAAAGAACAACAAGAAGCCUCCUCCUCCCAAACCUGUCAUCCCGUCAGCAGCAAAGCGAAUUGAUCUUUAUGCAAGAGCACUAUUUCCAUUUUGCUUCCUCUUUUUCAAUGUCAUAUACUGGUCUGUCUAUUUAUGAUAAUGAUAAUCCCUUUUUUUAAAAAAAAAUAUGUGCAAUAUACUCCAUUUCAUUACAUCAUGAAGGCCACCUUGCAACAACUAUUUGCAUUUGCAAAACAAUAUACUGAGUAUUAGAAGCCAAAUGUGACUGUAAUGUGUAAGGGAAAAGAGUAGUAUCGUGAUUUUGAAUGAAAGCAUGACACUGCAAUGUCUGUGCUUGACCAACUGUUGUAUAUAAAUGUAUAGCAUACACAUCUUGCUUUAGGAAUAUCUGAAAGACAAUGCAUACUACAUACUGGAGCUGGACAACACUCCCUUGUGACAUAAUCAAGAAUCCAAGGGUUUCUGACAAUGAAAUUGAAGUGCACGCUGAGUAUUAGUAAGAUCAAUAUUCUAGUAUAUGUAGUAUUUUAAAAAAAAAUCUUAUUACUUUCAAGGACAAUACCUAUUUUUUCUUGUAUAAAGUUAAAUGGCACUUUGAAAGAACAAGCUGAUGUUGUAAUUCAAAACAUGUAGACUUUGUAAGUGAUCAAAGUAUAUAUUAUGCUGAUCUGUCUAUGUGAAAAAUAAAGAUCAGAGAAUUAC
Crotalus tigris (Tiger rattlesnake) is the source of this 2318-nucleotide messenger RNA. RefSeq names its product glycine receptor subunit beta. Gene Ontology annotation, biological process: chloride transmembrane transport; signal transduction; nervous system process. Gene Ontology annotation, cellular component: neuron projection; postsynaptic membrane; synapse. Bases 262 to 1752 code for a protein of 496 amino acids. Gene Ontology annotation, molecular function: neurotransmitter receptor activity; extracellularly glycine-gated chloride channel activity; transmembrane signaling receptor activity. The transcript has 10 exons. The record is from RefSeq and is a predicted model, not a curated record. Lineage: Eukaryota; Metazoa; Chordata; Lepidosauria; Squamata; Viperidae.